Paracoccidioides lutzii Pb01 is the source of this 2520-nucleotide messenger RNA. Its product is annotated as striatin Pro11. Gene Ontology annotation, molecular function: protein binding. The record is from RefSeq and is a predicted model, not a curated record. The transcript is spliced from 4 exons. The coding region runs from base 1 to 2520 and encodes 839 amino acids.
AUGGCUGGGAACGGAGGAAUGGGUGGAGUGGUUGACGGCGCUGUCAACAUGAGCCAUCAGCAAGGGACCGAAUACACACUUCAAGGUGUUAUGCGAUUCCUCCAAACUGAAUGGCACAGACACGAACGAGAUAGGAAUGCGUGGGAGAUUGAGCGUGCCGAAAUGAAAUCCAGAAUUGGCAGAUUAGAAGGUGACGCCCGUACGAGCAAGCGCAUGCACGAAACCCUAGGAAAGCAUGUUAAGAUGCUUGAAGCCGCCUUGAAAAAGGAACGGGAAAAGGUCCGGAGUUUAACUGCAGGAGAGCCUGUCAACUUGGAAAAAGACCCCAAGGAGCUUGCUAAAGAAAAUCUCAAAGUUUUACCAACACAACAACCAAAAUCCCGCUCCACUCUUGUUGAUGCCAAAAAUGCCGUCAAUCCAGAUGUCCGCCAGGACUCCGAGCGUGAGAAGUCUCGAAUGUACCUCGGGAAAUGCUCCCAGGAAGUUGCCUAUCAUAUAAUUCCAGGUUCGCAUCCUCCUCCUGACCUCCUCGAUCAACAGGAGCUAUCCGAACACGGCUACCAGAACCAUCAAAUGCAGAGAUCGUCCCUUGAAGAAGCUUAUGCACAGCAGCAAUAUCAACAUCAGCAGAGACAAAAGCUUCAACAACAGCAGCGACAGCAGCAGCAGCAGCAGCAGCAUAAUCACGUAAAUAUGGGUCGCGAACCUUCCAUGCAUCAGACCCUUCCUUCUAAUUAUUCUGAAACCCCCAAUCUUGGGCGGCCCCAAUUAAACCAUGCUUCGCAAGCACCGGUCGAGGGGCAUUCAUUCCCGCAGCAACGUUCUCAUUCUAUUUCCAUGGAUCACCGAAAACCUCCAUUUGAUUAUUCCUCUAUUGCAGACGAAGAGGUUGAAUCAAUAACCCAUACCUUUAAUUCGUAUGGAAAGCAAAUACCCAUAACUGAAUCACCUCAUCCGGUCAUGUCUAAGGAGCCGGUAUCUGAUGAUGCAGAUGGAUGGAACUUUGAUGAAAACCCUAUAAAUGAAUUGACGCCAGCAGGUGGCCAACUCCAUAGACCAGACACCAAUGCGUUUCCCAAUGCUAAUUUCAUUCCCCCAAAGUCUCCACCCAGAGGUGGUCCGGGCUCCCACAGAAGGAAAGGCUCAGGAAGACGUCGCAGCGAGGGUAAUACUGAUACUCGCGAUCUUGCUGCCUUGAGCGGACUGAGUCCCGACGCGCUAAAUUUCAAAGUUCGAUUCGCAUUGAGGGGUCAUCUUGAUGUUGUUCGAUCUGUUAUCUUCACGGGUGGAGGGAGCCCAUCAGAGCCGGAAAUAUGCACCUGUGGUGACGAUGGGACAAUUAAGCGCUGGAUUAUCCCAGCAUCCUAUGGAAGCUUCAGUUCCUACAACACCAGCUCGAACAACGAUCUAGAUAUUACCAGUUACUUUACUCACCGUGGGCAUAUAGGUCCUGUCACCUGUCUUGCAUCAUGCCCGCCCUCUCCAAAUUUUUCGAGCGGCGGUAGGGUCCUGGGGGAUGGCUGGAUAUUCUCAGGCGGCCAAGACGCAAGCGUUAAAGUCUGGGAACGGGGUAGGGUCGACCCGAAAGCCUCUCUGGAUACCCAUACGGAUUCUGUGUGGGCCCUGUGCGUUCUUCCAGGUACCGUAGGAUCUAUCUUUGGUGAUCAAUGCAGUCAUUAUGGUGGUGUCGAUCGAAUACUCCUUGCAUCCGGUGCUUCUGAUGGCAGAAUUCUGAUUUGGGCUGUGAGUACGCCGCCCCAACUCGCGUCACCACAAGCUGGAUCGAGAAGAGGAGGGGGUGGCAGCCGAAGGGCAAACUCCAUAUCCUCCGGCUCCAAUUUCCCUUCCUCUCCUCAACCAAGUACGGCAACUGCAAUUCCAUUUCACUACACCCUAAUUCAUCAUAUCAUUCGACCUGAUUCUCCAUCCCCUACAUGCAUCAGUCCCCUGUCGCUUUCUGGUGUAAGUUUUGUCGUUUCCUAUGCCGAUGCUUGUAUUAUCAUCUAUGACACUCGUUCAGGGGAAGAAAUCGUUGGGAUGGCUAGUCUGGAAACUUAUGAUGGAACUCGUUCCACUGGUGUUAACUCCGUAAUUGCAAGCACCAUGGGCUUUGACGGGACGGCCAACCUGGAUCCAAAUAGGGCUUUAGCGGAGGAGGAAGCCGUCGUCCACGGUGCCACUGGAACUAGUGGCGGAGUUGAAGGUGUCAUUAUCAGCGGUUAUGAGGACCGCUAUAUUCGAUUUUUUGAUGCCAAUAGCGGCCAGUGCACAUAUACAAUGCUCGCCCAUCCUGCUGCUAUUUCCUCUCUCUCCCUAUCACCAGAUGGGCGUGAGCUCGUCUCUGCAGGACACGAUGCAAGCUUACGCUUCUGGUCGCUAGAGAAACGAAAUUGUACGCAAGAAAUCACUAGUCACAGGCUAAUGCGAGGCGAAGGUAUUUGCUCUGUUGUUUGGAGUCAAGAUGGGCGAUGGGUUGUGAGUGGUGGUGGGGACGGAGUGGUAAAGGUCUUUUCAAGAUAA